Chelmon rostratus (copperband butterflyfish) is the source of this 666-nucleotide messenger RNA. RefSeq names its product sperm-tail PG-rich repeat containing 4 (gene stpg4). The transcript has 7 exons. Gene Ontology annotation, cellular component: germinal vesicle; male pronucleus; female pronucleus. Bases 1 to 666 code for a protein of 221 amino acids. NCBI's taxonomy places the organism in Eukaryota, Metazoa, Chordata, Actinopteri, Chaetodontiformes, Chaetodontidae. The record is from RefSeq and is a predicted model, not a curated record. Gene Ontology annotation, molecular function: chromatin binding; histone binding. Gene Ontology annotation, biological process: epigenetic programing of male pronucleus.
AUGUCCAGGGGUGUUAAUAGAACAGAUAAGGGUGAUGACAAGGUGGAUCUGUGUGGCCGGGGGAGCUGGUGGCUGGGAACACUGAAAGACACACCCAGCCCAGGUAACUAUCACAUCCGCGACUUCAUCGAAGAGGCUGAGCUGAACCCGGUGAGGAAGACCUAUGGGUUCAAAGGCGUGGGCAGAAAAGCCCAAACUCUGGGCGUACGUAAGGGGGAUUUGCUUCUACCCGGGGCGUAUGACUACAACGACUCCAUCCAGGAAGUCCUGACGCACCAGGCUUCAUACUCUUUCAAAAACUGCCCACGGCCUGACAUCGUCACCCUGGGCGUCAGGGACAAGCAUAUAAACACUUCACCAUGCGACUACAAUGUGACAGCAAAACCAGUGGAGAAGAUUCCCUGCAAGCAUGUGAUGUUUCGGUCGACUGUGCAGCGGAUCAGCUUUCCACCUAAGGAGGGACCUGGUCCAUGCCACUAUAGUCCACAGACCAGACCAGUGAAAGGCAUCACUUCCUGCUUCAAAUCCACAUUGCCACGGCUCCACUAUGUGCACUCAAAGACCCCAGGACCAGGGGCCUAUGAACCUUGCUGGAAGUUGGGCGACCCCCUGAACACAGAGGCCCUAGACCCAUCAUUUAGCCUCUUCUUCCGCAACACUCUCUAG